AUGGAGUUGUCGCUGACAAGAGCUCGCNNAGGUGUCGACAUCGAUGCCGUCGCAGGAUGGCUAGGUUCAUAUGGUGGUGAAGACUCCACCAGCGAUAUCAGUAGAGGUAAGACUGUACUCAAAUUCCUGCUUUGUAAGCUUGCUCUGACUAUCGCGGCAGGACUCUUUGCUGGCACAGUCGGUACCCAAAGAUUACUCAAGUUGUUCGACAAGUACAACAUCAAAGCGACGUGGUUCAUCCCCGGACACACACUCGAGACGUUCCCCGAAGAUUGCGCAGCGAUCAGAGACAAAGAUCAUGAGAUUGGAUUACAUGGAUACAGUCAUGAGAACCCGGCCGACAUGACAAUCGAACAACAACGUGAUGUGCUGGACAAAACAUACAAGAUGUUGACCGAGUUCUGCGGCAAGCCUCCGAAGGGCAGCGUUGCUCCAUGGUGGGAGACUAGCCGUGAAGGAGCGGAAUUGCUGCUGUCAUAUGGUAUUGAGUACGAUCACUCGAUGAGCCACGAGGAUUGUCAGAUGUACUGGCUGCGCACGGGUAUGUUUGAUAGCCUUGCGAAAUAG
This is a messenger RNA of Aureobasidium uvarum, 567 nucleotides long. NCBI's taxonomy places the organism in Eukaryota, Fungi, Ascomycota, Dothideomycetes, Dothideales, Saccotheciaceae. The record is from the annotation of a GenBank genome assembly.